Molecule: messenger RNA, 1878 nt
Organism: Annulohypoxylon truncatum
Lineage: Eukaryota; Fungi; Ascomycota; Sordariomycetes; Xylariales; Hypoxylaceae
Product: putative TOS1-like glycosyl hydrolase-domain-containing protein
Exons: 4
Coding region: 213-1550 (445 amino acids)
Cellular component (GO): fungal-type cell wall
Source: RefSeq, a predicted model, not a curated record
GAACUGUGUGUUUGCUUGCCACGUUCACUUGAUCGCGAAUUACACUUUCCGGCCCACUGGAAAAAGCUGCCUUGCAUUCCAAAGAGACGAUUCUCAUCAAUCUAAAACAACCUAAGCUCGGUCGAGAGAGAACGCGAACCCGAGUUGACACGAAACAAUUCACGAACCCUUGAAUAACCUCAGAUUUGAGAAAAGCAAACUUCGUUAUCAAGAUGAAAUACUCCAUUGCAUUCGCCGUGGCCACGGCCUCGGUUGCUAACGCCGGUUUCUGUAACGAUGCGUUCGAGGAAGCUGGUAACUUUUUCUGCCCUAAUGCCGUUAAGCAGAUCAAGUACGACGGUCUCGACAUCGCUGGCAAGUACCGAGCCGUCGCCCAGAUGACCGAGUCGGGUACCUGCACGUUCGAGGACCAGGCCUACUCGGGCCCCAUCGCACCUUUCGAUGAGGACUUGACUCUGCACUUCCGAGGACCCCUUUCGUUGAAGUCCGUGGCUGUCUACACCCCGUCCAAGGGCAAGCGCGACGUUCCUAAGCCUCACUCUAAGCGCCACGGCCACCAGCACCUCCACAAGAAGUUCCAUGAGCAGCAGCAGGAGGCCGAGAAACGCAACGACAUGGUCACGGCUACCAUCGACGGCAAGAUCGCGACAUGGGUGAACGACUGGUUCGGUUCCAGCACCGAAACACCCGCACCGACAUCCGCUGCUACUAGCGCUGCCACCUACGCUGCGAGCAGCGCCGCCUCUGCUGCGUCUUCCAAGACCAGCAGCUCAAGCAGCUCCUCUGCAUCCUCCGUCCCACUAGGCGACUACCAGCGCAUCGCCUACUACAGUUCGAAGGACCAGAUCGCUGACGGCCUCGUCUUCCUUGGUAACCUCGGUGACCCAGCCAUCUCCGGUACCUGGGACACUACUUGGGGUGCUAGUUUGGCCUACGCUAACGAGGACGGCACCAAGGCUGCCGCUUCCCCCACUAUUCUCAAGGAUGGCCAAAUCGAUGACUCUACCGAGAUCAUCAUUGCUUCUGACCAGGAGUGCAAUGGUGACUGCGGAACUGUCCGUCCCGGUGCCGUGGCUUACAAGGGUUUCGAGGGUGCUGACAAGGUCUUCCUGGCUGAGUUCACCAUGCCCAUGAGCGGCAAGACUGGCUGGAACAUGGAUAUGCCUGCUUUCUGGAUGCUUAACGGCAAGAUCCCCCGAACUGGUCAGUACAGCAAGUGCAGCUGCUGGAGCGGUGACAACGCCAGCCCGCAACAGGGUGGAUGCGGUGAGGCCGACAUCAUCGAGAUUCUCGCCACUGGUGACACCAAGGCCAAGUCGACCUUCCACUUCGCUGCCGGCACUGGUGACUCUCACUACUUCGACCGCCCCACCACCUCGCCCAUGAAGGUUGCCGUUGUCUUCCAGUCGUCUUCUUCCACCGCCUCCAUCAAGGUCCUCGAUGACAGCUACGACUUCUCCACCAGCCUGACCUCCGACCAGGUUGAUGACCUCGUCAACGACGAGAAGGACCUCGAUCUCUUCAGCUUGAUGUCUUUCGUAUUGUCGUAGAAUUUUUAAUCAAGGGGUAGGGGUACUGGCCACGAGGGAUGUACGGUGGUAAAAGGGGGGGGAUGGAAAGGAACCAAAUGGAGGAGGAUGUUUUAAAGGGCGGCUACAUGUCUGGUCUUUGUGUCUUUUAUGCUGGAUAUAGGAGCUGCUUUGCAAAGUUCUUUUUUCUGCGCCUAUAUUACCCACUUCUCGCAUACGCAUAUCGCAUAUCAUGACUGAAUUUUGCCUUGUUGAGUUGUAAUACCUAGUCUUUGCGUGCGGCCUUUUCUCUGAAUAUUUUUCUUGGGGCGUAAAGUAGAUGUUAUGUUAUUUAAUAUUAGCGUCUGUU